Molecule: messenger RNA, 1408 nt
Organism: Anneissia japonica
Lineage: Eukaryota; Metazoa; Echinodermata; Crinoidea; Comatulida; Comatulidae
Product: BTB/POZ domain-containing protein KCTD6-like
Exons: 3
Coding region: 188-1339 (383 amino acids)
Biological process (GO): protein homooligomerization
Molecular function (GO): protein binding
Source: RefSeq, a predicted model, not a curated record
AUUAUAGUGGGAUUUUCCCAACUGCUGGAAAUAGGCAUGUUACAUUUGGAAGUUGUCAAAGGUAGAAGCCAUUGACAAUUCACUUUUUCAAUUUUUUCGCUGCUUCAUAUAACUGAUCACGUCUGGUACUUCUUUGGAGUAGGCCUAAGUAAUUCAAGUGUUAGUAGUAAAGUAGACCUGCUAACUUAUGGCUUUUCCUGUUGUGGCGGGCGAGGUAGUGAAUUUGAAUGUUGGAGGUUGCAUCUAUACAACAAGUCGCUCUACGUUAACACGUUAUCCGGAUUCAUUGUUAGGAUCAAUGUUCAGUGAUCGGUUGCCAACAAACGUAGAUGAUGGCAAUCGCUACAUCAUUGACAGAGACGGUCCAACAUUUCGACACAUUCUAAACUUUCUCCGUCAAUCAAAGCUUAUCCUCCCAGACGGUUUUCAAGAGUGGGAUAUUCUAUCGGCUGAGGCAGACUACUACUACUAUCAAAUACAAGAACUCAUUCAGAUUAUCAACGAAACCAGACAGAGUGCUACAGCCUACGAAUUUAUGGAGGUGGAAUAUAAUCCGUCAGGACACAUUCUGAAUUUCCUCCGCCGAUCAAAGCUUAUUCUUCCUGAUGGUUUUCAAGAGUGGGAUAUUCUAUCGGCUGAGGCAGACUACUACCAAUUACAAGGGCUCAAUCAACUUAUCAACGAAACCAGAAAACGUAUUCGGCAGUCUGACAACCAGGAUCAGCCUAAUACCUACGAAUUUGUGGAGGUAUAUUUGUAUCAAGGUCGUUUAGAUAAAGGGUUGCGAAUUGUUUGCAAACCAAAACUGAUCGAGCAAUCGUUAGCAACUACUUUAACUCAUUUGAUGGAGUUAUCCACAGGCGAUGAUGAAUACGUUUCUUUGUGUGAUACCUCUAUGGCAGAAUACUUUGGAUAUUCAGUCAGAUUAAAGUCGGCUAAGAAGGAAGGGUCACUUGAACUAAAUCGAUUAAAGUUGUUCAGAGACAUAACCAAUUGUGGCUUUACGUUGAUAUCGACGUCCUCUGUACCAUUAAGGCCUAACGAUGAUGAUAAUGGGCCUAAUUUUAAAAUUAGAGACAAGUGGACAUUUUCAAGAAAAGAAGAUCAAUGUUCAGCGGCUGCUUGCCAUCAACUGAAUCGCUACAUCAUUGACGGCGAUGGUCCAACAUUCCGACACAUUCUGAAUUUCCUCCGCCGAUCAAAGCUUAUACUUCCUGACGGUUUCAAAGAGUGGAAUAUUCUAUCCGCUGAGGCAGACUACUACAAUUACAAGAGCUCAUUCAACUUAUCAACGAAAAACGUAUUCCACAGCCCGAUACCUACGAAUAUGUGGAAGUAGAAUCAUUUUGUCAUGGUCCUACUCAAAGAUCAUUGCGAAUCUUUUGCAAACCAAAACUAAUCGAGCAAU